Molecule: messenger RNA, 2693 nt
Organism: Asterias rubens (European starfish)
Lineage: Eukaryota; Metazoa; Echinodermata; Asteroidea; Forcipulatida; Asteriidae
Product: dynein regulatory complex protein 9-like
Exons: 9
Coding region: 239-1429 (396 amino acids)
Biological process (GO): sperm axoneme assembly; cilium organization
Cellular component (GO): sperm flagellum; cytoplasm
Molecular function (GO): protein binding
Source: RefSeq, a predicted model, not a curated record
CAUUACAUGGAGUGAUCAACGGUUAACCACAUAAUUAAUAGUACACUGGUCAUUCAUCAUUGGUGCAUUAAUAUUCUUCAUUAAAAAAUGUAGAAUUUGUUUCGGGUUUUCCUCAGGGAAUUUGUGCAUUUAUUUGAAUUGCUCCAGCAGACUAUAUUCAACAAGAAUGUGUGUUUUUACUGUCUAGUUUGUUUCUAAAAUUGAAUAUUCGUAUCGGGGAAGUGAUUUCGCUACCAUCAUGUCUGAGUUAAUGGAGCUGGAUUCGCUGUACAUCACCACGGUGUUGGAAGACACCGUGGACCAGCUAGCUGUCCUGGGGAAGAUAAUGCCACAAACUUACGAAGGAAGAGCAGAUGCUAAUGAGAUUGUUGGAGAUGAGAUCGGCAAGAUUAUCGACAGCCAAAAGCAGCUAGAAUCCAAGUAUGAGGGGCUGAUCUCAAAAAGGACAGAGUUGAGAGCUGGGGGCCGGAGGGGGGACGCAAACCGACUAAAAGAGACUGAUCACGAGAUCGGGACUGUGGUCGGAGGGAUAAGACACGCAGCGCAGACAUUUACAAAGAGUUUGAAACAGAGUCCCUUGACGUCAGACAACCUGGGGAAGUUGCAGUAUGACAGGCAAUUUCUUCAAGAUGUCUUGUCAGAAGCCAUGGAUGAGAUCACCAGCGAGAAGACGUUCAUGAGUCUCAUUCACUCAGUGACUGCCGAGCAGGAUCAGAAAGCUGAACUACAGAACACAAUUCUCAAAGAGGAAGAGGGGCGCAAGAGGAUCAAGAGCCUUCAGCGUCAAAUCCAGAAUGUCAAGGUGGAGCUCGAAGAAGAGAUCCAACAGAGGAACGAGAUGAUUGCUCACUUGAAAGACCAGCUCCAAGAGAUGAAAGCCAAGACCAGCAUGGAGGGCAAGUACGUCCAGAAGGAUGCUGAGGUUGCCGUCAGUCAGGUCCAGAAGAGAUGUACGCUGAGCGAGAAGCAACUCAGGGAUGAGAUUGAGCUCAUCAAGAAGAAAAUUGACGAGGAGAUUCGUGUGAAUCAGGAAAUAGAGCAAUACCUCAAGGCACACCAAGCAGAGCUGGAAGAAAAAGUCGACUACUGGAUGGAGAAGUACGACACAGACGUUGAGGAAAAGACGCACCAGCUAGAGGUGUUGAAGGCAUCCAAGGCCAGUGACCUCGCCAAGCUUCAGGAUCUAACCAAAAAGUAUACUGACUACGAGCAGGUUGUGGUGGAAGACAGAAUUGAGAAAGAGAAAAUCAGAAGACUUCAAGAUCAGGAACUUGAGGAACUCAAAUCUACCGUCAAGUUACAAUCUUGGUGGCGUGGCAUCAUGGUGAGGAAGCAGAUCGGACCGUACAGCAAGAAGAAGAAGAAGAAGGGCAAGAAAGGAAAGAAGGGCUCCGGCAAGAAAAAGGGAAAGGGAAAGAAGAAGAAGUAAAUUCAUUGUACACUUUUCAGCUUUCCAAAUUAUAAGUAAAUACCUGUAAAUAUCGAAAAGAAAAGGAAGGGUGGGGUUUUAAACUGAAGUAGGGGUGCAUUUUCCUCAUUGUUCCAACAGUUGUUUAACUUUAUAUUGGUGUGCAGAAAUUUCAAUGUGACACAGGGACAGUUUAGUAUUAUUAAUACGGGAAAAAAUACGUUAGGUCUUUAAGGAGCUCUAAUUUAAACUGGACCUCAUGCCCGGUGCCAGUGGUUUUAGAGCCAGUAAAGUCAGAAGACUGGACCAUCAAUCUUAUGUUGCUUACUUCAGUAUUUUCUUUUUGAAGAUGCUCCAAUGUUAAAUUUCACUCCGAUAAAUGUCCUUCAAUUUUGUUAAGUAUCAAAGUCUACUUACCAAUAAAAGAAUUGAGACUAAUCUUUCUCUUCAAAACAAACAAACAAACAACAACAAAAGUUUAUAAUUAUGUUAAAACUACGAUGUCCCUUUGAUUCUGGUCUUUCGCAACAAAUUCUGGUUUCGUAAAAAUUACAAGCUAUUUUCCCACAAAAUUUGAGUCCUGAGAUCAUUUAAACACUACCCAUUUUUGGGGCCAUACCAAAUAUUUGGAGAUGGCUAGGGAUAAAUGCCAUUCAGAGUAAAUAAGACACUAGUAAAUUAAACACAUUGCUAACUUUGUAUAAAAUAUGCCAGGUGGAAUUCAACCGUCCAUGUUUACGCAUCUUCCCUUUUUUACAUUCCGUCCUGGUCUUGUUAACAUAAUAUGUCAUCACCAAUGUACACACUUUGUUGAGGUUUUUAAAAUUGUAUCAAUAAAAUGAAAAUCUUUAUGAAGGAAUAUUUCUAAAGGAGUUAUAUUUAUUAAUGCUUCUAAAAAUGGAAAGUAAUUUGUUUGUGUUACUAAUUUAAAAAGUUAAUGUUUGUGGGAAACAAGAAAAUUACUUUUUAACUUUUGCAGGUGUUGGGGGUCUUCCUGAAAAUUGGAAAAGAAUUGGACAACAACUUUAUAAUUGAUAAUCAGCCACAGAUUUAUAUUUUGUACUGCCUUAUGUCAUAGCUUUUUAUUAAUGCAAGGAUAUCUGUUAAACUUCUAACCGUCCAAGUUUGAGCCGUCCUGUGGAAGUUUGUUUUUACUCAUAAUGAUAAAUUGAAAAUGAUAUUUGUAUUUUUAAUAAUUUAAAACUUAAAGUAUCCGUCCACCACAAUAUGAACUUGCUACAUUUGAAGCAACAUAAUAUGACUGAAUUCACCAUUUUUGUUAAUA